AUGUCUGCAACAGGAUCAUUCUCUGCGCCUCCGCAGGUCCACACCUUUGACGGUCUUCUCUCUGACUUUGAUGGGACGAUCAUUGACUCUACAGAUGCAAUCGUGAAGCACUGGCACAAAAUUGGUGCCGAGCUAGGCGUUGACCCCAAGACCAUUCUCGCCACUUCGCAUGGCCGUCGCAGCAUCGACGUGAUGGGAUUGUACGACCAGACCAAGGCCAACUGGGACUACGUCAACUAUGUCGAAGGUCGCAUCCCGAAGGAAUACGGCUCAGACGCUGUCGAGAUCCCCGGUGGCCGCGACCUGCUUACGGCCCUCGAGAGCUCUGGCGCACGCUGGGGUGUCGUGACAUCCGGCACACUGGCAUUGAUCGACGGCUGGUUGGAAGUCCUUGGGCUCACACACCCCAAGAACCUGGUGACGGCGGCGGAUGUUCCGCUUGGAAAGCCCGACCCUCGCUGCUAUCUUCUUGGACGCAAGCAGAUUGGUCUUGAGGAUUCGACUUCUAUUGUCGUUCUUGAAGAUGCCCCCUCCGGCAUUAAGGCUGGCAAGGACGCUGGUUUCAAGGUGAUUGCGCUCAAGACAACGCAUUCGCUGGAGAAGCUCCAGGAGGCUGGUGCGGAUUGGAUCGUGGAAGAUCUGAGAAGCGUCUCCGUGAAGGGAGUUGUUGAUGGCCGCGUGCAGAUCGAGAUCAGCAAUGCUUACCAAUAG
Messenger RNA from Penicillium olsonii, 711 nucleotides. Lineage: Eukaryota; Fungi; Ascomycota; Eurotiomycetes; Eurotiales; Aspergillaceae. The record is from the annotation of a GenBank genome assembly.